GGCAGGAGCGCGCAGGCGCGCGCUGAGGCCAGAGCGCCGCUGCCGUCGCCGUCACCGUCGCCGCCGCCGCCGCCGCCGCUCGCUGCCGCCAUUUUGGAUCCGCGGCCGCCCUCAGAGUGAGGGGCGAGCGAAGGAGCCAGGCCGAGGCCGCCGUUGCCGCCCGGCUCCGGCCUCGCCCGACCACCCGCCACCAGCAAACAGCAGCAAGCAGCCGCCAUCCGGCCUGCGGGAUGAGGCGGCGUCCUGGCCGCGAUACGUGAGAAGAUGCUGGCCGCCGACGUCCGGAAAGAACUCCCUACGGACCGCGUGCCUGCCGCCUUUUAAGAGAAGGAGAGUUUUGCCAGGGCACAUAACUGGGAUGGACCCUCAGAAUACUGCUAUGUUAGGGUUGGGUUCUGGUUCUGAAGGGUUUUCUUGGAAGAACCCCUCUGCGGCCGCCACGGGAGUUAGGCGAGACGCGGAGCUGAAUGGUAGCACCAAAGAGGAAGAGGAGGAGAAGAGGAAGAACCGGGAGAAGAGCGGCGGUAAUGAGGCGGGGAAAGAGGGGAGCCUGUCUGAGGCCCAGCAACAGUUCUCGGUGAAGGAGACCAACUUUUCCGAGGGGAAUUUAAAACUGAAAAUUGGCCUGCAGGCUAAGAGAACUAAGAAGCCCCCCAAGAACUUGGAAAACUAUGUCUGUCGCCCGGCCAUAAAGACCACUAUUAAACAGCCCAGGAAGGUGCAGAAAGUCGGGAAGAUGGGUGAGGAGAAGAACGAUCCGGGAUCUGCCAAGCAGCAAGACCUCUCCAAGCUGACUGUGGAAAGCUUGCUUGCUGAGAGCAGAACCAGAGACAGCAGCCCGGCUUUGAAGAGGCUUUCCCCGCUGCCUUCGGACGGGCUCGACUACACGAAGCCGGCCUUCUCCGCUCCCAUCAGCAGUCGCGACCCUGACUUGAAAGAACGAGCCAAUGGACCCCCGACGGUAACGGAGAAACUGGCCCAGUUGAUCGCAACCUGCCCUCCGGGAAAGUCUUCCAAACCAAAGCAGAAGAAGCCACCCAUGACGGUUGUGUCUGGAUUUGCUAAGGAUUCCGGGAAGAAGCUGCCGAUGGCCGGGGCCACAGCGGCUACUGCCACCAAGGACUUCCCCAAGAAACCAAUCUCCAGUGGCACCAUCGACCUCGACUUGGUUAACAAGGAGUUUGUCAAGAAAGCGCCAGGAACCGGCGGCGGUUCUUCCGGGAAUUUAAUUAGUAAGGAAAACGGGAGCAAAAAGCAGCCAGGGUCCUGCCCGAGCGUGGCCGGGCUCACGAGCAAGGACUGUGAAAAAAGGCCACCCAUCCUUAGCUCUCCAUUGGGACUGGUCAGCAAGGAAGGUGGGAAAAAAACCCCAUUGGUGACAAGCAUGCCACCGGCCAGCAAAGACUGUGGGAAAAGGCUGCUGGGGACCAGCACUCCCAUCGGACUGGUCAACAAGGAUCCUGGGAAAAAAUCACUCGGCGUGGUCAGCCCUCCCAGAUUGAUUCAUAAAGACUCGGUAAAGAAGCUUCCGUUACCUGGAAGCGCAGUUGGAUUAUUUAAUAAGGACGUCGCAAAGAGACACCUGGGGUCCGACGGUCCGGUUGGAUCGGUCAGCAAGGACUCGGUGAAGAAGCCUCCGGGUUUUGGGUCCUCGAGCGGAUUGAUUAACAAAGACUCCGGAAAGAAGCCAUCGGCAGCCGGGCCCCCAAUGGGGUUGAUGGCGAAAGAGUCCCUCGUCAAGAAACACACAGGGGUGGGCAUCAUGGCCUCUCUGACUUCGAAGGACUCUGGGAAGAAAUUGGUGGGGAGCCCCAGUUUGGCGGGGCUAGCCAGCAAGGACUUGGGGGCGCUGAAGGCCGACGCCAUGAACCUUCCGACGGAGCCCUACAAGCGGUGUUGCGGCAGCGGUUCCCUCCCUCUGGAAAGCCACGUGUCCCCCGGUCUCCUGAAGGACGGGGCCGGGGGCAGCAAACCCUUUGAAAAGCACCUGGCGAGACAGAGCAGAGACAGCCUCCCCGAAAAAUUGCCAGCCCAGCGAGACAUUUCCAGCGGAGGCAAAGACGGAGCCCGCGGUCAGCAGGAGAGCCCUCCCGGCGAAAGGGGCACGUCCGAGUCCUCAAAACAAGAGAAGCAUCUCCCGGUGUAUUGCACGUCUCCCGAAUUCAGGACCGCCGGAGGCGCGUCGGAGAUCUCGACCGCCAAGUCUCCGUUUAGCGCCGUAGGAGAGGGGGGCCUCCCCUCCCCUUCCCCAACUGCUUCGGUCGCUACUUUAACCCAUAGCCCCCCGACGGCGCUGUCUCAGGUCCCUUCCAAUCCAUUGCAUGCCAACAUGCCAGAGCUCUUAGACAGCCUAUCCGAACAGGCCAGCAAGGUUCCAUCUGUCUCCGACAGCGCCCGCUCCGGUAUGAACAGACUGGGGAAUCCUGGCUUGUACGCGUCCAGCAAAGGGGUUGUUCGUGAGAUCAGCAAUUUUAACUCGGCCUGCCCUGAGGAAUCAAAACUGGGUCCGGCCACGGGCAAGAAAGCCAGCCUGGUCAGCGAGACCAACCUCCACGCUUCCCUUGCCCCUUCGGUGGUCAGCUUCUCCAGCUUGUUCAACAACAAGCCCUUUCUGAAGAUGGGGGCGAUGAGCUCCUUAGGGAAACCGAGGCCAGGCCUGGAGAUCCUGAGAGGCAGCAGUAGCACCGACUCCCAGAGCAAGCCCUUAAAGAAACGGAAAGGGAGGAAACCCCGCUGGACGAAAGUCGUCUCCCAGGGCGCCUGCCAGUCUCCCAAAGAGCUUGAGUUAGGUAGGCCCGAGCUUUUAAAAAACAUGCCUUGCGGCGCGCUCUCCGGCGGCAGCCUGGACCAGGCCAAGCUCUUUGAAAGCGUGGGCCCGCCGGCCUUCGCCGAGCACGACUUCCUGAAGCGGCAUUUGCCCAAGCUGAGCAAAAGCGGCAGCUUGCAGCCGCUCUCUCUCCUGGGCAGCGUGGAGAAGGAGCCCGGCAAGUUCUACAGCGCCCACAUGCCGACCUCUGUGGGCUGCCUUUCGGACGGCUUGUUCCCCGAUGUAUACAAGUCCAAACGGAACCGGUCGAAAUCCAAGGAGAUGCCCCAGUUGGAAGGGCCUCCCAAACGGACCCUGAAGAUCCCGGCCUCCAAGGUCUUCUCCUUGCAGUCCAGGGAAGAGCAGGAACCCCCCGUCUUGCAUCCAGAGGUGGAGAUCCCUUCCCUCCGCCAGAGCCUGGCGGGGCAAGCGUUCCCCAAGAAGCGGGGCCGCCCCAAACGGCAGAUCCGCUCGGGGAUCCCCAUGAAGCCGCCCGUCCUCUCCGCCGCCCCUUUCGUCAGCCCGGAGAGCACAGACAAGAUGGAGGACACCCUGGACCAGCCGCCCGGCGGGGACUUUUUCGAAAGCAGCAGCCAGCUCGGCAGCCCCGAAGAAAACGGCGACUCCAGCACCGGCAGCGCCAGUGAACCGGAGGGCGAGCCGGAGUGCCAGGAGGUCAAACGCAGCAAUGGGCAGCUGGUGAAAACCAUCAUUCGCAAAAUCAACAAGAUGAAGACGCUCAAGAGGAAGAAGAUCCUGAACCAAAUCCUCUCGUCGACGGAGCCCAACAAAGGGAAAGUGCCAUCCAAAGCCCACACCAGCGUCUCCAGCUUGGCGGCCACCUUCAGCACCAAACUGGGCCAGCAGAUCAACGUCAGCAAGAAAGGGACCAUCUACAUCGGCAAACGACGGGGUCGGAAGCCCAAAGCCAACUUGAACAGCCUUUUGGCGGCCAGCUCUAGCUUCGCCGUCCUGGAGAAAUCGGGCCAACAGGCCGCCGGAGGGAUGCUGGGACAAGCAGGGACCCCCUUGCUCCCUCCGGGCCCGAGCAGCAACCCCGAGGUCCUUCCAUCCCCUGUUUGCUCUCAGUCGUCGGGAACCAGCGGCGGGCAGAGCCCCAUCAGCAGCGACAUGAGCUUUGUGGAGCCCAGCUCGGUGCCGUGUUUCCACUUGCACGGCCGGCCCGGGAGCGUGGUUCAGACCUUGGCGAUGAGGAAGGCCUGCCGGGCCAGGCGGAGGCUCUCCCCCCCCACUCUGCUCCCCAACUCUCCCUCCCACAUGAGCGAGCUGGGCUCCCUGAAGGAGGCCACCCCCUCCCCAAUCAGCGAGUCCCACAGCGACGAGACGGUCCCUAGCGACAGCGGCAUCGGCACUGACAACAACAGCACCUCAGACCGGGCGGAGAAGUUCUGCGGGCCCAAGAAGCGCCGGCACUCCUUCGAACACGUCUCCCUGGUGGCCCCCGAGGCCUCGGCCGUGCUGAGCGGCCUGAAGGAGAAGCACAAGCACAAGUGCAAGCGCCGGGGCCACGACUACCUGGCCUACGACAAGCUGAAGCGGCCCAAGCGCAAGCGGAAGAAGAAGUUCCCCCAGCUGCGGGGCAGGCAGGACCCUGACUUCCUGGCCGAGCUGGAGGAGCUGAUCAGCCGGCUGAGCGAGAUCCGCAUCACGCACCGCAGUCACCAUUUCAUCCCCCGGGAUCUGUUGCCCACCAUCUUCCGGAUCAACUUCAACAGCAUCUACAGCCACCCCAGCUUCUCCCUGGACCCUUUGCACUACCUCCGCAAGCCGGACUUGAAGAAAAAGCGGGGGCGGCCCCCCAAGAUGCGGGAAGCCAUGGCCGAGAUGCCCUUCAUGCACGGCCUCAGUUUCCCUCUUUCCGGGACCGGAUUCUACCCUUCUUACGGCAUGCCUUACUCUCCGUCGCCCCUGGCGGCUCCCAUCGGCCUGGGCUAUUACGGACGCUACCCCCCCACCCUUUACCCUCCUCCCCCCUCCCCCUCCUUCACCGCCCCCCUCCCUCCCCCCUCUUACAUGCAUGCCGGCCACCUACUCCUCAACCCCGGCAAGUACCACAAGAAGAAACACAAGCUGCUGCGCCAGGAGGCCUUCCUGACCGCCAGCCGGGCCCCGCUUCUCUCCAUGAGCACCUAUCACCCCAGCGUCCCGCCCGAGAUGGCCUACAGCUGGAUGCUGGAGCACAAGCACCGCCACCGUCACAAGCACCGGGAGCACCGCUCCUCGGAGCAGUCGCCGGUCCCCCUGGAGGCCUUGGCGCCUGCCGGCUCUUCGCGGACGGUCUUAGAGUCCCUGAAACGCUACCGGUUUGGGAAAGAGACCCUGGGCGAGAGGUACAAGCAUAAGGAGAAGCAUCGCUGCCACUUGACUUGCCCGCACCUCUCGCCCCCCAAGGGGCUGCUGGGCCGGGAGGAGCAGUGGGCCCGGCGGGAGACCCCCGAGAGCAGCCCCCUGACCUUGGGACUACAGACCCCUUUGCAGAUAGACUGCUCCGAUUCGCCCCCCAACCUCCCGUUGGGGAGGUUCACUCCGAGUUCCGAGCCGGCCAGUAGCGACGAACAUACCAAUCUGUUUACCAGUGCAAUAGGCAGCUGCCGCGCGACGGGCUCAGCCGCAGGGCGCAAGAAACUGUCGGAGGGCUCAGGACUUUUCAGCCCCCAGGAAGCAUCGGUCGGCCGCCCCCUCCGGAAGGAGGCUCUACCUGCCAACGAGAAGGCCGUGCAAGGCCUUACAGGCGCCCUUCCAGGUCAGGAAAAGCUCUCGCAGAGACCGAUGGAGGGCACCAGUUGCAGUCCUUCCAGGAAGAGGUCUUCCUCCGAGAGCACAUCUUCCACAGUGGUCGGGAUCCCGGCGCGCAGUUCCAGACUCGGCUCGGCCUUGGAGGAUUCGGCAGAUCAGCUCCUGCAGCGCAUGGCUCACCACGAGAGCCAGGCAGCCUUGGACAAGACCCUCGAGUGCGUCCUGGCCAGCGCCCCCGCCCUCCCCUCGGACAGCCCCAGCCGCAGCCCCGGCCGGGAGAAGUCUUGCGAGCUCUUGAUCCCCGGGAAUCCCACCAGCGCCGGCGGCGUCAACGACGGCCUUUCGCUCCUCUCCGGCCGCUUGUCCGGCGGCUGCCCCCCGCCCCACCUCAAGAGGAGCGUGGUGGAGGCCAUGCAAAGCCAGGCCCGCCGGAUGUGCAAUUACGACAAGCUCUUGGCCACCAAGAAGAAUCUGGACCACGUGAACAAAAUCCUCAAAGCCAAGAAGCUUCAAAGACAAUCGCGGACCGGCAAUAACUUUGUCAAACGCCGGCCGGGCAGGCCCAAGAAGGACCCUUCCACGCCGGCCGUCUCUCCCCACGGGCUCCAGGUGAGCCGGUUCCUCGGCCCCGAGAUCAGCGGCGGUGACGGCGGCAGCGGCAGCAGAGAUCCCGUCUGCCUCCUCCACCGCGGCCCCGACACGGUGACCGACGCCAUCGAGUCGGUGGUGCAGGGCGUGACCGAGAAAGCCUGCAAGAGGAAGAGGUGGCUGGAAGAGGAGCAGGCCAGGAAGAAGCAGAAGCUGCUCCCCGGCGAGGAGCAGCAGCAGAACAGCCAUCAGAGCUUUUCAGAAGCCGCCCCUGACCCUCUUCCUCCUCCCCCUCCUCCUCCCCCUCCUCUUCCUCCCCCUCCUCUUCCUCCCCCUCCUCCCCCCGCGGAGGCUGCUGGGAAGCCCCCGGAAAAAGCCGAGCAGCCGUCCUCGGCCCCCCUGGUCCAGCGGGAGAAGAAAGCGGCCCGCCCGCCGAAGAAGAAGUACCAGAAGGCCGGGCUCUAUUCGGACGUGUACAAGACCAGCGACCCCAAAAGCCGCCUGAUCCAGUUAAAGAAAGAAAAACUGGAAUACACGCCCGGAGAGCACGAAUACGGCUUGUUUCCCGCGCCUAUUCACGUAGGAAAAUACCUUCGGCAGAAGCGAAUCGACUUUCAGUUGCCUUACGACAUUCUCUGGCAGUGGAAGCAUAACCAGCUGUAUAAAAAGCCAGACGUCCCACUUUAUAAAAAAAUCCGUUCAAACGUUUAUGUAGACGUGAAACCUUUUUCUGGUUACGAAGCCACCACUUGCAACUGCAAGCAACCUGACGACAGCCGGAAAAGCGGAUGCCUGGAUGACUGUUUGAACAGGAUGAUCUUUGCCGAGUGCUCGCCCAACACGUGUCCCUGCGGGGAGCAGUGCUGCAACCAGCGCAUCCAGAGGCACGAGUGGGUCCAGUGUCUGGAACGCUUCCGGGCGGAGGAGAAAGGCUGGGGCAUCCGCACCAAGGAGUCCCUCAAGGCUGGCCAGUUCAUCAUUGAGUACUUGGGGGAGGUCGUCAGCGAGCAGGAAUUCAGGAACCGGAUGAUCGAGCAGUACCACAACCACAGCGAUCACUACUGCCUCAACCUGGACAGCGGCAUGGUGAUUGACAGCUAUCGGAUGGGCAACGAGGCCCGCUUCAUCAACCACAGCUGCAACCCCAACUGCGAGAUGCAGAAAUGGUCGGUCAACGGCGUUUACCGGAUCGGCCUCUACGCUCUGAAGGACAUGCCGGCCGGCACCGAGCUGACUUACGACUACAAUUUCCACUCCUUCAACAGGGAAAAGCAGCAACUCUGCAAGUGCGGCUUCGAAAAAUGCCGAGGGAUCAUCGGCGGCAAGAGCCAGCGAAUGAACGGCCUGCUCAACAAAGGCAACCAGAUGGUCCCAGCGCAGAGGCGGCCCAGCCGGUCCAAAGAGAAGAGGAAGUCGAAGCACAAGUUGAAAAAGAGGAAGGGCCACAUUCCGGAAGACCCCGGGGAGAACUCCGCCCCCCCAACUCGGUUGACCCCCCACCUGCAGAUGAAGCCCAUGUCCAACAGGGAAAGGAAUUUUGUGCUGAAACACCACGUUUUCCUGGUACGCAACUGGGACAAGAUCCGUCAGAAGCAGGAAGAAGUCAAGCACGUCAGCGACAACCUCCACUCGCCCUCCUUGUACACCCGCUGGAAUGGGAUGUGUCGGGACGAUGGCAACAUCAAGUCGGAUGUCUUCAUGACCCAGUUCUCCGCCCUGCAGACCGCCCGUUCGGUCAGGACGCGGCGGUUGGCAGCUGCCGAAGAAAACCUUGAAGUAGCCCGAGCGGCCCGUCUUGCGCAGAUCUUCAAGGAGAUUUGCGACGGCAUCAUGGCCUACAAAGAUUCCUCCAGGCAAGUCCUGGCCACCCCUUUGCUGCUGCUUCCUCCGAAAAAAAAGAAUGCCGAUUACUAUGAGAAGAUCUCAGAUCCCCUGGAUCUCACCACCAUUGAGAAGCAGAUCCUGACGGGAUACUACAAAACAGUGGAGGCUUUUGACGGGGAUAUGUUGAAGGUCUUCCGGAACGCCGAGAAAUACUACGGCCGCAAGUCUCCCAUCGGGCGGGACGUCUGCCGGCUGCGGAAAGCCUACUACAACGCUCGCCAUGAAGCCGCCGCUCAGAUCGACGAGAUCGUGGGCGAGACGGCCAGCGAGGCGGACAGCAGCGAGACCUCCCUGUGCGAGAAGGAGAACGGGCACGAGAAGGACGAAGACGUGAUCCGUUGCAUCUGCGGCUUGUACAAAGACGAAGGGCUCAUGAUCCAGUGUGACAAGUGCAUGGUGUGGCAGCACUGUGACUGUAUGGGCGUGAACUCAGAUGUCGAGCACUAUCUGUGUGAACAAUGCGAGCUUCGCACAGUGGAUCGGGAGGUACCAAUGAUUCCCCGGCCUCAUUACACCCAGCCUGGCUGCGUUUACUUCAUCUGCCUGUUGCGGGACGAUCUCCUGCUACGUCAAGGAGACUGCGUGUACCUGAUGCGAGACAGCCGAAGGACCCCCGACGGCCACCCGGUCCGGCAGUCGUACCGCCUGCUGUCCCACAUCAACCGCGAGAGGCUGGAUAUCUUCCGGAUUGAAAAGCUGUGGAAAAACGAGAAGGGGGAACGGUUUGCCUUCGGCCACCACUACUUCCGCCCGCACGAAACCCACCACUCGCCCUCCCGCAAGUUCUACCAUAAUGAGCUCUUCCGGGUGCCGCUGUAUGAGAUCAUCCCUCUGGAGGCGGUGGUGGGGACCUGCUGCGUGCUGGAUCUCUACACUUACUGCAAAGGAAGACCCAAAGGGGCGAAGGAGCCGGACGUGUACAUCUGUGAUUACCGCCUGGACAAGUCGGCGCACCUCUUCUACAAGAUCCACCGCAACCGCUAUCCGGUCUGCACCAAAUCCUACGCCUUCGACCACUUCCCCAAACGGCUGACGCCGAAGAGGGACUUCUCGCCUCAUUACGUACCAGACAACUACAAGAGGAAUGGAGGCAGGUCAUCUUGGAAGUCUGACCGCUCCAAGCCCCAGAGUAAAGAGCUGCCUCAGGAGGAGGAGCCACUCCCCCUUCCGGAAGAGGGCGUCGCCCACCCCGAGCCCCCUCCGGGCGAGCCGCCCGCCCAGCCGGAGGAGCCCGAGAAAGAGGCCCCUCCCCAGGAGAGCCUCGAGCCGGAGAAGAAGGCCGAGGAGGCCGGACCCGAGCCCAGGGAGCCCUGCAGCCCGGAGGAACGCCGGCACCUGCAGCGGGAGCGGCUGAACCACAUCCUGCUCGCCCUCUUAGAGAAAAUCCCAGGAAAAAACGCCAUCGACGUCACCUACCUGCUGGAGGAAGGCUCAGGCCGGAAGCUGCGGCGUCGCACCCUGCUUCUCCCGGAGAGCGGCUGCAGGAAGUGAGCCUGCAUCUCCUCCCCUCCCCGCCCUCCCCUGCAGCAGGGUGCAGUUUGCAAUUCCCCCUCCAGUCCUGGGUCAGGACCGGGAGCGCAAGACUGACAGCCGGGCCGGGCUUUGGACCUCUGCCGUCCCGCGUCUCUCGGCCCGCCCGGAGGCAGGAGGAGGCGUCUCGGUCCGGCCGAGCGGAAGGAAACUGACGGAACGGUUCUGUAGCACUUAGACCCUGCACUUGGGCAGGCAAGCCCCCUCCCUCUCUCCCCUGUACCCACCCACCCACCGUCCCCCAGGAGCGCUCAGCACCCAGCACCAGGGGAGGGGAGCCAGCCAUAGCCUCCUCCUUCCUCUUAAGGUACUAAGGAAGAACCCUCUCUCCCAUCCCCGGAGGACGCGCGCCGAUUCAUUUCAUUUAAUUUAUUCUUUUUCAUCCCCUGCCCCAUCCCGCUCUUGACAAGGAAAACGAGAAAAGGGAAGGGGGCGGUGGAGGACAGCUGCAGACCCCACCCAGUUUGGCACUGCCCUGUUUCUCUCCCCCCUUCCAGCCCCCCUGCCCCGGGCAUCUCCCUUGCUCCAAAUCUGGGGCUUAAGGGCCCGACAUGUGGCACUACACGGAGGUCUAGCACCCCUAAAGCAUUUGCAAAAAAAAGGGGGGGGUCUCUUGAAGGCACCGGAAUGAGAUUUGGGGGGGGGGAUUUUAUUGUCGGACAUUUUGCACACAAAGAGGCGUCCCGUUCUUACGGCUGCCCCCAGAGAAACCAUGGAUGGAUUUUCGGAAGCACUUGGGUCCCAUGUCGUCCAUCUCCAGAGAGGACGGGACAAGGGGGACGCUGCGCUUAAUUUUUAAUUUUUUUUUUUCUUUUUCCUCUCCCCGUCUCUCCUGCAGAGGGUUCCCCCCCCCCCCAAAGCAGGUUCCAGGUCCUCUUCUUUUUUGGGGGGGGGAGAAUUAUUAUUUCUACUUUUUUUUUUUUUUGCCUUCUCCCUCCUGCCCCCUUUUUGUACCAAGCUGUCGUUCUUGUGCGUCUUGGUGUAUAUCGUGGCGAAAAAAUAAAUAAUUUUUUUUUCCCUUUGAGGGAAGGGAAAAGGAGGGAGGGCGGGAAAAACGAGGCAAAAAUUCCCACGCCCACCAGGGAAAAAAAGAAAAUAGCCUUUCACUACACGAAUCGUGGAACAGUAUUUCCAAGCGAGCAUCUGCCGCCCAUGACACUACUUGCGUUUUUUUUUCCUUUUUAAUUUUUCUUUCUUUUUUUUUCUUCUUUUUUUUUUUGUCAAUUUCAAAAGACAAACUGUACAGCUUACCAAAUGGCUGCCUCUUAAAGAGGCAGUGUAUUUUGGACAGGGGCAGGAAGGUGGAAAAAAAAACAUCACCGUGGAAGACAACGACUGGGCCCAAAAAAAAAAGGAUUAUUUUUUUCUCUCUCUCUUCUCCCCCCCCUCCCCCGGUUUUGCUGCAGAGAUCAGCCUGGACUUUUCACGCUGGGGGGGGGGGAGAGAAAAAUAAAAAUAAAUAAAAGACUUUUCUUCAAACUUCUUCCUGAGCAGCGAAAAAAGUCGGACUUUUGACACUGACUCUUUCACGUAGCUUCGCGCUCUCGUUUGUUCGGCGUUCACAUUGCAUAUUCUGGUCCUGUUUUCGGUGUCCUUAUAAACAAAAAAAAAAAUCCUGUUUUUAAAUGUGCCAAGUUGUAUAUAUCUUAAACCUUUUUUUUUUCCCUUCUCUCUCGUGUGAUUGUAAAGCAAUAUGGUAACUCUCUCUCUUUCUUCCUCCCUCUCUUUCUCUCUCUCUCUCUCUCUCUCCAUGUUUUCUUCUGGAAGGACCAUGGUCCAACCACUGUACAUUUUCUCGUUUGACUAUAUAAUUCUUGUUUUGAUCUUAGUUUUGAAACGACAACGGAGGAAAAAACAAACAAACAAACCAAACGAAAACCCACGGCGCCAUUCCAUUUAUUAAACCUGAGGAUUUCAACGGUUUAAAAAAGGGGGGGUUUGGUGGGGGGAAAGAGAGAGGGGUUCCCCCCCCCCCGGGAUCAGGAGGGAUUAAACAGGAGGAAAAAUAACGACAGCCCUUUGAGGAAAAAGAAAAAAGAAAAUAUUUUAUUAAAAAAAAAAAGCAAAAAAAGGCAAAAGAGGAGAACUGUUCAGAAUAUUUUCUUACUGUAGAGAAGCGAUUGUAUAGCAGAACUCCAGAGUAUGUAAUACUCAACGUUGUGUCGUGCGGGCGGGCGGGACAAACCACAAAAAUCGCAUGUUUUAAAAAAA
Messenger RNA from Crotalus tigris (Tiger rattlesnake), 11776 nucleotides. It is a transcript of the gene ASH1L, whose product is annotated as ASH1 like histone lysine methyltransferase. Gene Ontology annotation, molecular function: chromatin binding; histone methyltransferase activity; protein binding. The record is from RefSeq and is a predicted model, not a curated record. Gene Ontology annotation, cellular component: nucleus. The transcript has 28 exons. NCBI's taxonomy places the organism in Eukaryota, Metazoa, Chordata, Lepidosauria, Squamata, Viperidae. The coding region runs from base 359 to 9526 and encodes 3055 amino acids.